UGGGAGCCUGGGAGCGGAACUCGAUGUGGAAUACACCAGGGCCUCGAAAAGACCAUGUACAGCGCACGACCGGUCAUCAGAACAACUCCAAUAUGGAGGUCUCAACCCCUUGCCAGUCGACCACCUUUUGUCGAAUACGCAAUCGGUGGAACAGCCCAUAGCCCAUUCCUCGUUACCGGAAAACCCCAUUGGCCUUGGUCCUUUGGAUGUUUCAGAGACGUCGCACAUUUUGGGGAAUGGGACUCAAACAACAUUCGAUAUGGGUAAGACAAACGAGUCUUACCUUCAACGGAUGGAAGAUUUUAACACCUCGCUGUAUAGCAGCAGAUCAAUUCGGCUUGAACUGGAACAUGUGUUCCGGCUUCGAGGCUGAGAGCCAACAACUCUCCUCCGGCCAGGAUUUCCGGUUCAUUCAGACACCGCCCGUUGAAAGCUAUGACUCUCUCGAACUAUACGGCAAUACCAAUCUUCAGCCUACAUUGGACAAUCCAACGAGACUUUCCCUGCUGGAGGAUUCGUUCUCUUUCAGUGGUGUGGUCCCCCAAGGGAACUUUGACGACAUGGAGGUCGAACUGAACAUAGAUUAUGGUGUCAUGGACACCACCGAUAGGAGAGAGGAUUCUGCAUUUGAGAUUGAUCAAAGCCCAUGGGCAGACAGCGCGGUGACGGCAGAGACAACCACUACUAGUACAACACCACAAGCAGCAGUAGACGGGACGGGGUGUAAGGGAGAGAACAACAACACGAAUGAUGCGAUUUGUGAUACUUGCUUUGGAGUGAUCUUCAUUGACACCCCUCAAAUCCGAGACGGCUUCGUGGGGAACUCAGCGACAACCAGCAAGAAAGUCCUGCUCGAGGGGUACAGUGGUCUAAUCAUCAUCCGCGACCCGACAUCCAAAUCCUACGGCGGCCUGAUCCCUCAAAGCCACUUCGACCCCAUAUGGAAGUUGAUCACCGAUACAAACAUAACGCUUUCGGCAACGCUCAAGUCAACUAAACCUUUAGAAAUUACCAUCUACGGCUGCCGAGCUAAAGCUGAUGAGAUAGGGGGGAUGCUACUUGAUCACGAUUGCUUCCUCCAGCAGCCGGAUUCGUUUGACGAUUCAAUGACGUACUUCAACCCGCAGUGCCUGACCCAUGAUGAUGAUUCAAUACCAACAUGGGAGCUAUCUGGGGCAGAUCUCGGCACUCCUGCUGCAUGUUUGAGUGCAGUUGAAAAGUCCAAGGUCGCAGAGCUGCUAGACGCAGCUGGGGGGCCGACGGUCUUUAGGGAUGUCCAGGUCAGCGAGAUGUUGCAGACGAGCUUGAAAGAGCACCAACGAAAAGCUUUGGCUAUGAUGGUAGAAAAGGAGGCUGGGACUCUUCGAGGGGCCGACUUCCCUUCGAUUUGGGCUGAAGAGAUUACAAACUGCACAGGCACUGUGAGAUUCUUGAACACCGUCACAGGGUCCCGCGUUUAUCGAAAACCGAAGAUUUGCCUUGGUGGCUUGAUUGCAGACGACAUGGGUCUGGGAAAAACCCUAACCGCCCUCGCGUUAAUAGCAGGUUCUGUAACGAGACAUAGGAGAGACAACGAAACAACGACUAGAGCGACCACUUUAGUUGUUGCGCCAUUGUCCACUCUGACCGGUUGGCAAGAUCAAAUAGAACGGCAUAUAAAACCGGGCGCGCUGCGAUUCACUGUUUAUCAUGGAACCCAGAGAGAGAAGAACGCAGCUCUGUUAACCAGCUUUGACGUGGUCCUGACGACAUAUGAAACUGUUCGGACCGAGUAUUCACAAGAACUUCAAGUUGGUGGUACACAGAGCACAAUCCAAGCUGUAUCUUGGAAUAGAAUUGUUCUUGACGAGGCUCACGUCAUCCAAAACCGCUCCUCGAAGAGGUUCAAAGCCCUUCACGCACUCAAGGCGAGGCACCGCUGGUGCUUGACAGGCACGCCGAUCCAGAACCGUCUGGAGGACAUGGGUUCUCUAGUUGAGUUCUUGCGUGUGGACCCGUUUGACAGCCCCGGAGCUUUUCGGCGCUUGUUUCUGGAGCCCAUAUCUCGCCGAGAUGUUUCUGGGUGGGAGCGCCUUCGGACCUUGAUCGGGUGUAUAUCCCUACGUCGAACUAAAGAGUCACUGAAGGACCAGCUAGCCUUGCCAACCAGACAAGAAAUUGUCUGCAGGGUUUCACUCGAUGAGGAGGAGAGGAGGGUUUACAGCCUAGUGAAGCGGCGCUUUGCCUUGGCUAUCGACGCCGGGGGCAACAGAAUGAGCGCGUUUGGGCUUAUCCUCCGACUACGGCAGAUCUGCGACCACGGUACUGCCCUUCUACCUGCCGACUUGCAGGCAUGGAUUCAGCAAGCCUCUCGGUUUGGCCCCCAGGUCCCUCUACAGGCUGAAACAUGCCUAUCUUGCGGUCAGAUUCCGGAAGACGACGUGGAUGACGACAUUUUGUCAGAAGGCUUUCCAUGCUCACAUCAAGUUUGCCCUCCCUGUCGAGUCAUGGCGAGAUCGGCUUGUCAGGAUAGCGCUGGAGAAGCGUCCUGCCCAGUUUGCCAAUCCAAGGGCUUGCGUGAACAAAGUGAGGAGGGGAGUUUCUCAGAGGGCGGCGAUUUACCACCACCUUACCGGCCAUCUUCUAAGGUCAGAGAAUUACUCCGGAAUCUCAAUCGUGACCAGCAACAGGCUGCAACGGCUGGAGUUCCAGCGGAAAAGAGUGUUAUCUUUUCCAUCUGGACGGGCAUGCUCGACCUCAUUGGCACAGCCUUAACUGCUAGGGGGAUUCCGUUUCAACGCCUUGAUGGAACAAAGACCCAGGAACAGAGACGCGGUGCCCUGCAGCGUUUCAGAAGUGAUGAGAACUGCAAUAUAUUGAUUGCAUCAAUCGGGAGUGCUGCCGUUGGCCUGGAUUUAACAGCAGCCUCUCGGGUUCAUAUUAUCGAACCUGGUUGGAAUCCAAUGCUUGAGCAGCAGGCGCUGCAGCGUGUGCAUCGUCUUGGUCAGACCCGAACUGUCAAACAAAUACGAUACGUGGUGGAUGGGGCAGAUUCGGUAGAGCGCUACAUACUCCGGCGACAAGAAUGCAAGUUGGCGCUCAUCGAUGCAUCUGUUGAUGGCUCCACCGGCAGGCAAAAAAAGGUCACAAGCUUAUUAGAGGUCUGCGAAUAGAUGAGCCGAUUCAUCCCCAUGGGCCUGCGCUAACGUCCAUGCAAUAGGAUAUGAGAGUUGGGCUUGGGAUUGAUGCAGUGUUGUGAAUAAAAAUG
This is a messenger RNA of Chaetomium fimeti, 3247 nucleotides long. Its product is annotated as SNF2 family N-terminal domain-containing protein. Gene Ontology annotation, cellular component: nucleus. The record is from RefSeq and is a predicted model, not a curated record. Gene Ontology annotation, biological process: DNA repair. Lineage: Eukaryota; Fungi; Ascomycota; Sordariomycetes; Sordariales; Chaetomiaceae. Gene Ontology annotation, molecular function: ATP binding; ATP-dependent chromatin remodeler activity. The transcript is spliced from 11 exons. The coding region runs from base 207 to 3152 and encodes 981 amino acids.